UGGAUCUACAAGCAAGUGCGGGCUCGACAGAAUGAGUUCACCCAGUACCAGAAGGCUACCCUUUUUACCGGAACAUGGAACGUCAAUGCUAAAGGCAAGGAACAGGCAUUAGAUCCAUGGAUAUGUGCUAACUGGGGAGCAAAUCGCGAGUACGCGCCCGACAUUGUUGCUGUUGCGUUUCAAGAAAUUGUGGAUCUCAACGCUGUCAAUGUAGCGGUCGACAAUAAGACGCAACAACGUUCACACUUCUGGAUUGAGCGUCUCAACAUGACUCUGAACAACCCUCAGUUUACACAAAACGAUCCAAGCCGGAGUUACGUUCUUUUGACGCAAAAGUCCAUGGUCGGACUUUUGAUCUGUGUUUUCGUUAAGGGUGCCCAUAAAUCUCGUAGCCGCUACGUGAGUGCUGCCUCGGUUGGUGUAGGUGUUGGUGGGUUUUUGGGCAAUAAGGGCGGUGCAAGUAUUCGGUUACAGUUCUACGAUUCAACCUUGUGCUUUGUUUGUAGUCACUUGGCCGCCCAUCGAGAAAAUGUAGCGGGACGUAACGCUGAUUUCGCAAACGUGUUUCAAAAGACUUCGUUUCAAGUUGGAGAAGAAGCGAUUCGGGAGGUUAUUCGAUCAGGGUCUAUGUCGCACUGGGUCAUUGGAUCCUCUUCAGUCGGAAUCCAAGACCACGAUAUCGUUUUUUGGCUUGGCGACCUGAAUUACCGCAUCGACGAAUCAAUGGGAACCGAGAAAGUGCUGCAACUUUCAGAAAAAGGUACUUUCGAUGAGCUUCGAUCCUUGGACCAGUUGAACAUUGAGCGAGCGGCUGGUAGGGUGUUCGUUGGUUUCGAAGAGGGCCGGUUGAAUUUCAGGCCAACCUACAAGUACCAACCUGGUACAGACAUGUACGAGCAACGACCUGACAAAAAACUUCGAGCGCCGGCAUGGUGCGAUCGCAUUUUGUGGAUGGCACAGGAACCGAACUACGUUCAGCAAUUGACAUACGGUCGAAGUGAGGAACCAAAUAUUUCCGAUCACAAAGCUGUGUAUUCCACCUUUCGGGUUACCGUCAAGGACGUUGUUCAGCAAAAACGGGAAGCUAUCUACACUGAUUUGAUGAGACUCCUGGAUAGAUAUGAGAACCAAACACUACCUGUCGUUGGUCUGGAUCGGGUCAGUUUAGAUUUUGGGGAAGUACACUAUGGCCAAAGUGUCACACUACCGAUCCAGAUUACGAACACGGGGACGGUUAUCGCACAGUAUCGCCUUGUUCCUAAGCUCGAUGAGAAUGCUGUCUGCAAACCUUGGAUGAGAAUCACCCCCAUGUUUGGCAUGCUAAUUCCAGGUGACAACCCGGCUUCGAUCGAAUUCACACUGACUAUUGACAAUACCACAGCCCAAAAUCUUAACUCUGGACGCGAAGUCUUGGAGGAUGUUCUUAUUCUUCGUCUUGAAGGAGGUCGUGACUACUAUAUCAGCGUCAAAGCAACGUAUGCAAGAUCUUGUUUCGGUAUGUCAGUCGACGAACUUGCCCUGUAUGCCGAACCAAUCCGUUCCAUUCCGCUCGAUCCCAUCAAACGCGCUGAGAAAUUCGAUCCCAGUGCCGCUGCAGCAUUGUGUAUACCGAAAGAACUAUGGCGCGUUGUUGAUGCAAUCCACGAAAAAGGGCUACAAACGGCGAACUUGUUCAUCGAGCCAGGUAUUCCGAACGAAGUGAACCAGAUUCGGGAGUGCCUCGACACGGGGAGUACCUUUGGCCAUUUCGGUAUACACUCGUAUGCAGAGAUAUUUGUUUCUCUUCUCUCUGGAUUGUCUUCGCCAAUUGUGCCAGCAUCGCUUUUCCCCACAAUAGAAGUGGACUCACAGACGAUUCAGGCUACCGCUCGACGCCUUUUGGAAGAACUCCCUCCCAUUCAUUACAAUACUUUUGUUUAUGUCAUUUCAUUCUUCCGUGAGGCUCUUCUGUUUCGCGAACAAAAUCGGUUAUCGGCGACGAAACUGGCCCGUAUC
Messenger RNA from Phaeodactylum tricornutum CCAP 1055/1, 1995 nucleotides. RefSeq lists its product with no specific name. Gene Ontology annotation, molecular function: phosphatase activity. Gene Ontology annotation, biological process: phosphatidylinositol dephosphorylation; signal transduction. The transcript has 3 exons. Lineage: Eukaryota; Bacillariophyta; Bacillariophyceae; Surirellales; Neidiaceae. The annotation marks the transcript as partial. The record is from RefSeq and is a predicted model, not a curated record.